AUGACCUCACGAGCGGACCGGCCGCCUUCGCCCUCUCCAUCACAUCUCCCGCCGAUUCCAGAUUCUCCAACCUGCUCCUAUGCCUCGACAGCAAAUCACCUCUCGUCGUACAACCUCCCGCUCCCCCCACCCCCGCGUCCGCCCCACGCCGUCCUGACCAAAGCCGACCUCGAGGCGUCACAGACCGCGUACUCGGACCUUCUUGCAACCGCCAAAACCUACCGCCAAGCCCUAGCCGCUCUCUCCUCUUCCGCAUCCGCCUUUGGCUCCUCACUCGAAGCAUGCGCCCGCCUAAAGGAAUCGCGCGCCGACACCCUGGGCCCACCAGGAGGCGCAAGUCUAUCCAACAGCUUCACAACAAAUGGCACUUGCACAGCGGACCUGCUCCUCGCGGCUAGCGGCGUACACCACCUCGUCGCAAACCACCAACAAAUCCUGUCAGAGACGGUAUACCGCUCCUUCGAAGUGCCGUUGCUGCACGAGCUAGACAAAUGGCGGGGCUCCAUCGACGACGAAGACGAGAGCUAUCACCGGGAGGUCAAAGUGCGGAGCCGGGAGAUCCGGCGUAUGGAAAAAGAAGGGCUGAAGCUGCACAAGCAGCGGCGUCGGGACGUGGGCAAGUUCCGCGAGCACCUGGUAGAACUAACAGGCAAGCUGGACGGGCUGACGACGUUGCACGGCGAGCACGCCCGCGCGCUUCUGCGUGAGAGCCAGGAGACGAGCGUCAAGAUCGUCGAUGCAAGCUGCAGUCUCGUCCGCGCCGAGGUGGACAUCUUCGAGAGCCUGGCCCGGAAAGGCUGGAGUGGUGGGGGGCUGGACGAACUGCUCGAAAAGGGUAGGGACUUGUUUGCCAGUGAUGACGAUGUGCUGGUUGUUGCUGGUGGUGUGGUCGGGGCCGGCAGUAGUGCGGUGGCGGCUGGGGAGGGCGCGAAGCUGUUUAGUAUACUGCCGCCCAAGAGCAUACUGGCCGACUCGGCGUCGGACUCGGGGCGCGGUAAGGGACACGGCCGGGCUGACAGUUUGAUGGUGGAGCCGGAGCGGUAUCAGAGCCUCGCAGGCGCCAUGGAUCGAGACAGAGACCGGGGCGAUGCAGAGAGCAUAUUCUCUGAGUUCAACCAAAGUCGGGGUGUGAGACCAUUCAGCCCACAGCCGAUACGGAGGAAUCCUACAGAUGUCAUACUGGAUCCAGACUCACUUUUCCAAGGAGAAGGCGGAGCUGAGGGGGCGAGAGAUUUGGGUGCCACAGCUGCAUUUCGAGAUGCUGCAGCCGGCGCCCGUUGCGGCUUUCAACAAGUAACCUGCCUACUAGUGAACAACCAAUGA
This is a messenger RNA of Pseudomassariella vexata, 1323 nucleotides long. RefSeq lists its product as uncharacterized. Gene Ontology annotation, biological process: vacuole fusion, non-autophagic. Bases 1 to 1323 code for a protein of 440 amino acids. Gene Ontology annotation, cellular component: fungal-type vacuole membrane. Gene Ontology annotation, molecular function: phospholipid binding. Lineage: Eukaryota; Fungi; Ascomycota; Sordariomycetes; Amphisphaeriales; Pseudomassariaceae. The record is from RefSeq and is a predicted model, not a curated record. The transcript is spliced from 2 exons.